Messenger RNA from Cuscuta epithymum, 1731 nucleotides. Lineage: Eukaryota; Viridiplantae; Streptophyta; Magnoliopsida; Solanales; Convolvulaceae. The record is from the annotation of a GenBank genome assembly.
AAAAUGUUGAAUCAGUCCAAAUGAAAUGAUAACUUUGUCCUUUAUAUUUCAGAGCGUGUACAGUGUACAUAUAUUAUAGCUAUGGAGUUUCAGGACCACCUCUCUGAAGAGCAGGAAAUGGCUCUCCAGCAACACCACCACCACCACCACCAAAACGCGGUCGUUUUGCGCUCUAUGCUUCCCGAUCAGCAACCCUCUCCUUCUCCCAAGUCUCCGCCCUCCUCCACCUGGCUCAACGCCUCCCUCCUCCGCCGCCACUUCACCGGCUCCCCCAACUUCCUCCACCUCCAGACCUCCAACAACUCCGACUCCUCCACCUCCAACCACUGGCUCUCUCCCUCCGAGCACGCCUCGGAAUCGAUGAAAAAUCUCGGCCAGCACAGGGAGGGCGACGGAGGGAACAACGACAAUCGCCAUAGCAGCGAGAAGAGCAGCUGGGAGAGGGACAAGUGCAAGGCGGACGUUCUGAGCCAUCCUCUGUACGAUCAACUGCUGGCGGCUCACAUCUCGUGCCUGAGAAUCGCCACGCCGGUCGACCAGCUCUCCAGAAUCGACUCUCAGCUCGCUCAGUCCCACAACGUUGUCGCUAAGUACUCUGUUCUCGGUCAGGGUCAACCGCCUCUGGAUGAGAAAGACCUUGAUCAGUUCAUGACACAUUAUGUUUUGUUGCUCUCUUCCUUCAAAGAACAACUGCAGCAACAUGUCCGAGUGCAUGCUAUGGAAGCUGUCAUGGCCUGCUGGGAACUUGAGCAAUCCCUACAGAGCUUAACAGGGGUAGCGCCAGGUGAAGGUACAGGUGCAACGAUGUCUGAUGAUGAUGAAGACCACGACGACAGUGAUGCCAACUUGUUCGAUGGAGGUUUUGAUGGGCCAGACUCCAUGGGCUUCGGCCCUCUAGUUCCUACUGAAACUGAAAGGUCACUGAUGGAGCGAGUGCGACAAGAGUUGAAGCAUGAGCUCAAACAGGGUUACAAAGAAAAGAUAGGAGACAUCAGAGAGGAAAUUUUACGCAAAAGAAGGGCGGGAAAGUUGCCUGGGGACACUACUUCUGUCCUAAAGGCUUGGUGGCAGUCACACUCAAAAUGGCCUUAUCCAACGGAGGAAGACAAAGCAAGGUUAGUAGCAGAAACUGGGUUGCAAUUGAAACAGAUAAACAAUUGGUUCAUCAAUCAAAGGAAGAGAAAUUGGCAUAGCAAUGCUUCCUCAUCAACUUCUUCUCAGAAGAGCAAACGCAAGAGUGCAGGUGAAAAAUCAAACAGCGAGCAUUUCAUGUGAGAAGUCAUCAGUAAUACUUAUAUCAGAGGAUACAAGAAUCAACCUUGAAUCAACCAAAGGUUUGGCAAGUAAAAAUUAAAAGACAGAGUUUCAAGACCCUAUCAGUUCUAGACUUCCGAUGUACUAGAUUGUAUGUUUUUGUGUCGGGAGGAGUAUAAAUGUGUAUACAUUAGUAAUAUAUUUUUUGCUGGUUGGCGUGGCAGCAUCUACAUUUCUAGGGGAUUUCACUUUGGGGUUGUACACUGUUCUUUGUUAGCACAAGUAUAUGUGUAGGUGAUGGUUUAGAUCUCCAGGUAAUUUAUUUAUAUAAAACAUUAAAACUUAGUGGACAUUGGCAACAACAUAUAGUCUACUUUAAGCUUAGGAUGCGUAUUAGCUGUUUGAUAUGUGUUUUAAUAGCUGUUAUGUGGUUGAUCUAACCUCCAGGUCACAUCCCAAAUUACUUCAACACUUUCU